GAAAACAACGUGGUUAGGCUGACAGGUCACUAAGAACAGUAUGCCAGAAAAAGUGUAUGGGUUCCAGGGGCAGAGUUACCACAAGUUGAAGAGGUCAUGCCUGCGCCGGGGCAAGCUCUUCCAGGACCCCCUGUUCCCCCCCACCGCUAUGUCGCUCUUCUACAAACGGGCCCCGCCCCCCGGACUGACAUGGAAGAGACCCCAGGAGCUUUGUAAGGAUCCUCGUCUCUUUGUGGAUGGGAUCAGCACCCAGGACCUGCACCAAGGCAUCUUGGGUAACUGUUGGAUGGUGGCCGCCACUUCCUGUUUGGCCUCGGAGCCCUCACUGUGGAAGAAGGUGAUUCCCGACCACGUGGAACAGGAGUGGAACCCCAAACGUCCUGAUCUGUACGCCGGGAUCUUCCACUUCCGCUUUUGGCGGCUGGGUCGCUGGACGGACGUCGCGGUGGACGACCUCCUGCCGGUCAGCGAGGACGGAACCCUGCUCUUCUGCCGCUCGGCCACACUGCGAGAGUUCUGGAGUGCCCUGCUGGAGAAGGCCUAUGCCAAGCUGAACGGCUGCUACGAGGCCCUAGAAGGAGGCAACACAGCGGAGGCCCUGGUCGACUUCACAGGGGGCGUUUCGGAGCCUCUGACUCUGGACCGGGAGGCCCUCGCCCUGCACCCCGACCAGAGGAGGGCGCUGUUUCAGACGCUGACCCAGGCCCACGGAGGUAGAGGCCUCAUCACCUGCUCCAUACGGCCAGCGGAGGGGGAGUCGGUAGAGUCCGUUCUAGACUGUGGUCUCGUGCGGGGCCACGCCUACGGUAUCACUGCGGUGAGGAAGAUGCGCUGGGGAGAGAGGUCGCCAUCGUCGGGCAGCCGUGGCGGGACGUCUCGCCUCUUCAUGGUCCGCAUGAGGAACCCUUGGGGCACAGCCGACUGGACCGGACCCUGGAGCCAGGGGUCUCAGCAGUGGCAGCAGGUUGGUCGUGCUGAGAGGGAGAAGAUGGGCCUCAUAGUCAGAGAUGUUGGCGAGUUCUGGAUGGAGUUCGGAGACUUCUGCCGCCACUUCACAGACAUGGUGGUGUGUCGCCUCGUGGAACGGACCCUGCUGUGGCCCAGCGACCACUGGAGAGAAACACGCUGCUCUGGGGAGUGGGCUCAGGCACCCAACGCCCCUGGGGCCUCCACCGGCAUCCUCCUCCCCAGCCGCCCUGCCCGUAACCUGGGAAAGGACGUGCCAAAGCCUGGGGGGGUGAACCAGAACCAGAGGGGGGACGGGAGGGAGGCAAGACUUGGGGAGAGAGGGAGGGGUGGCGGGAAAGACAAAGCGCAGGUGGCGAAGGAGGUGGUGAAGAGGAGCAAUAGGAAAGUAGAGAGGUUGAAGGAAGAUGGGCAGUUGAAUGGAGGGUGGGAGAGACAGACUGAUAAGAGGAGUAGAUGUGGAGGCUGCAUCAACAACAAAGGCACCUUUCUACACAACCCCCAGUUCAUGUUCGAGGUGCAGGGGAAGGAGGACGAGGUGUUGAUCUGUCUACAGCAAGAGGACAGGAGGAUCAAGAGGAAGGACGGAGGAGGAGAGAAUCUGCCCAUCGGCUUUGAGGUGCUACGGGUGGAGGCGAACCGGCUGAGCCGUGUGCAGUGCGUGGCAGAGCAGGCGGCCAGCUCCGUGUACAUGGACUCCCGCAGCGUGGCCCUACGGGUGGUCCUGAGUCCGGCUCGCUACGUCCUCCUGCCCACCACCUUCCAGCCCGGGGCCACUGGACGCUUCCUGCUGCGACUCUUCUCGCACUCCCACGUCAGCCUCAGUGAGUUGAAAGAGGAUCUGCCCCCUCCAUCAGUGUGGCAGUGUUGCCUGCCCCCACCCUGGGUGGUGACCACCAUCCACCUGCGUAGAGCCGCAGGACUCAGCCAGCCCAAACAAACAGCACCGGAUGUGUACGCUGUGAUCCGGUGUGAGGACGAUGCCAUGAGAACACGCGUGUUCAAGGGGGAUGGGAACCCACAGUUCAACUUGAGGGCCAUUUUCUACAGGAGAUUUCCCGAAGCGCACAUCUCAAUAGAGUUGUGGCACCGGGGUCUACUGUGGGACUCUCUCCUGGGCAGAGCUCAACUACAGACCGACAACAGAGAGAGAGGGCGGAGCCGGACACUUGACCUACACGGCGGCCAAUCGCGUUCAGGAUAUCGGGGAUGCAUCUACGUGGAAACCUCGUCCAGCGAAUGCCUGACAGACUUGUGACAGACAGACUUGUGACAGACAGACUUGUGACAGACAGACUUGUGACAGACAGACUUGUGACAGACAGACUGUGGCGCGUUUCUCCCACUGUAAGACAAUGUUAAGGAUUGCUUUCCUGAAGAGAGAAAAGCAUUUAAACAUGUCGCUCAUAGCUUCAAGCCACAGUCUGGGCGUGGACUGGUGUGAUGUAACACUGGAUCAGAUGCAAUUAACACGGACUAUUGAGGAACCAUUAAGUUCAGAAAAAACACAAUGACCAGUUUGCGCCAGCAGUUAAGUUAACGUGUGUCAAAGCGCGACCCAACUUACUUGAUAUUUCCACUGGACAGAUCAGGGUAAUUCAUCAUCCUAAACCAAACCAUGCAAACAUUAAAAAGACAUUUGUUACCUUCUGCCAAGUUUAUCUGAGUAGUAUGUCAUUCACCUUGCAUAUCUUUAAGAUUUGUUUUUGUUACUUUUAAAACUCUUUCCCAAUUUACUGGCCAUUACACUGUGUUAUACCUUUUGUUCUUUGUAUGGUAUGUUGUAUUAUAAUUGAUUGGUUUAUCAACAGUGCAAUAUUUUUUUAUUGUGCUUUUCUUUCAAAGCAAGGAAAAUUCUAAGUGACCCAAAACAUUUGAACUGUAGUAUACAAAUGAGGAGUAGGUAUUUGGGACCUGGCCAUCUGAGCUUUUACAUAGCUUCAUGAAAGG
Messenger RNA from Esox lucius (northern pike), 2916 nucleotides. RefSeq names its product calpain-5-like. The record is from RefSeq and is a predicted model, not a curated record. NCBI's taxonomy places the organism in Eukaryota, Metazoa, Chordata, Actinopteri, Esociformes, Esocidae. The transcript is spliced from 13 exons. Gene Ontology annotation, molecular function: calcium-dependent cysteine-type endopeptidase activity. Bases 41 to 2224 code for a protein of 727 amino acids. Gene Ontology annotation, cellular component: cytoplasm. Gene Ontology annotation, biological process: proteolysis.